GGUGGCGACCACACUAGUUGGUGGGUCAAAAUUCUCUCGACUUUCAACUAGCAAACAUUUAUGUCAAGUGCGCAACAACUUACUGUUUUCUUUUUACGACGAAAUCAAUUUUAAGCAAAAUUUUUUAACUGUAGUGCUGCCGAAAUUAUCAAUAGACUGAAGAAGCUCUGUGUAUCAAGAAUAGUAUUAUCGACUAUAGACUAAAUUGAUCUUGUAUUGCGUUGAAAAACGCAUAACUAAACUUCUAGAAAAUAGCUCCAAACAUGUUUAAGUUAGCACAAAGGCUAUUGCCGCAGCAGCGUUUACUGCAGCGCCCUGCAUUAAUGCGUAGAUUUAUAUCAACCAGCGACGAAGUUAAAUCUGUGGAUACAAUAGGCGGCCUGCCCUCUGAAUUGGUCAUCGAGCAGAAGCUGAAGAAGACAACGAGAACGUUAUCAACGCUUCAAAAUCAUUCAGUGCCAAUUGCAGCGCGCGUCACAGUUUCAAAAGAUGAAAGUCGUGACUUUAUGGCCGUAUUUCCAGAUGUUGUCCGUGACCUAACCACCUAUACAAAGGGAUUCAAUUGCAAUGAUGCUGUCAAAUGGUUCGCCCAGGUCAUGCAAUAUAAUGUGCCCCGUGGCAAAAAGAAUCGUGGCAUCUUAACGGUGCUCACAUACAAAAAUCUAGUACCUGCCGAAGACCUAACCCCCGAGAAUAUAAAACUAGCUCAAUAUUUGGGCUGGUGUGUCGAAAUGCUGCAAAGUUUCUUCAUUAUAUCGGAUGAUGUGAUGGAUAACAGUACAACGCGCAGAGGCCAAAAGUGCUGGCAUCGGGUGGAAUCAGUUGGCCUUAUAGCCAUUAACGAUGCCCUUAUGAUAGAGAAUGCCUUGUAUGCGAUACUCAAGCAACAUUUCAGCCAUUUGGAUUGCUAUGUGGCUUUAAUGGAGCUGUUUCACGAGGUCACCUACAUCACAACUUGUGGACAAUCUCUCGAUUUGCUCAAUUCGAAUAAAAGUGUCUCAGAGUUUACUAUGGAGACGUACAAGGCAAUUGUGGACAAUAAGACGGCACAUUAUUCCUUCUAUCUACCCUUUGCUCUAGCCAUGCAUUUAGCUGGCUACAAAGACGCCGAAGCAUUUAGACAAUCAAAGACGAUUCUACUAGAAAUGGGCCACUUUUUCCAGGUGCAAGAUGAUUUUCUUGACUGCUUUGGCAAUCCAGAAGUCACCGGCAAAGUGGGCACCGACAUACAGGACAACAAAUGCUCCUGGCUCGCUGUGGUGGCUAUGCAGCGCGCCAAUGCGGAGCAGAAGCAAAUCAUGAUAGACUGCUACGGACAAAAUGACCCCCUCAAAGUCGAGCGUGUUAAGGCUCUAUAUAAAGAGCUUAGCUUGCCCUCUACAUAUGCCAUAUUCGAGGAGGAAUCUUACAAUAUGAUAAAGACUCACAUACAGCAAACAUCUCGGGGAGUGCCGCAUCAAACAUUCUUGCAAAUACUCAACAAAAUCUAUCAAAGAGACUCUUAAGCAUUAUACUAUAUGCAAAUAGUAUAUAUAAUAAACAAUAUAGAAUUUUAGUCUAAAUUGCAUUGGCAAUGGUAUAUGCAAUAAGUAAAACAUAGAAUUUUUUGAACUCACGAAAUAUGUUCUGCUUUUAAUCAUCAAUCAUCAAAAAAUCAAUCAAUCAUCUGUAAAAUCGAAGGGCGCAAAACGUUUACGAAAUUCAACAACAUUUGCUUUUUCCUCCUCAUUGUCAAGCAGACAAUCCUUCCAAUUCACUUUCUCAUCACAAUUUAACAAGUUCUCCGAACAGAAAACAUCUCUAUAAAUAUAAUUAUAAUAGUAUAUAAAUAUCUAUAAAUAAGCAAACCAUUUCAAGUCCAGGCAACACACCUGGCAAAAUGCAGCGGAAAAUGUUUCAUUUGUCGUGUAAUUAGGGCGGUAUCAUCGGGCAGCUCUGCCAGGAAAUAGGGACCCACUUCAGGUAGCAUUUUAGGUGAAGUCAAGGCGGGCAAUGUUUCAAAUUCUAGAUUAAAUUCCUCAGCUUUAUCCUGUAAGCGGGGAGAUAUUAUAAAUCGGAUAUUUAUGACUCAAUAAAUGAACUGUUAGUUUACAACUAUACAAAAAACUUGUAACGAAAUAUAAAUGUAGUCUGAAUAUCACCUCAAA
Molecule: messenger RNA, 2147 nt
Organism: Drosophila mojavensis
Lineage: Eukaryota; Metazoa; Arthropoda; Insecta; Diptera; Drosophilidae
Gene: Fpps
Product: farnesyl pyrophosphate synthase
Exons: 6
Coding region: 264-1505 (413 amino acids)
Biological process (GO): trans, trans-farnesyl diphosphate biosynthetic process
Cellular component (GO): cytoplasm
Molecular function (GO): (2E,6E)-farnesyl diphosphate synthase activity; dimethylallyltranstransferase activity
Source: RefSeq, a predicted model, not a curated record